Molecule: messenger RNA, 765 nt
Organism: Meloidogyne enterolobii
Lineage: Eukaryota; Metazoa; Nematoda; Chromadorea; Rhabditida; Meloidogynidae
Source: the annotation of a GenBank genome assembly
UUAUUGGAACAAAAGCGAUGGCUUUCGAUAGACAUAUUACUGAUGCAGUUAGAAAUCAUUUAUUUGGAAUUAGAGGAUUACCUUUGUCUGGAUUUGAUUUAAUUGCUUUAAAUAUACUUAGAGCUAGAGAUCAUGGUGUUCAAACAUAUAAUUCUUUUAGAGAAUUUUGUGGGUUAACAAGAGCUCGAAAUUGGGCAGAUUUAAAUAAUGAAAUGGACCAAACAACUAUUGAAGCUCUUCAAAGUGUUUAUGAAAGUUAUGAAGAUAUUGAUCUUUUUCCUGGUUUAAUUUCUGAAAGGCCAAUGCCUGGGGCUUUAAUGCCACCAACAAUGGCUUGUAUUAUUUCAGAACAAUUUCAAAGAUUAAAACGUUGUGAUCGUUUUUAUUAUGAGAAUGAUGUUCCAGAAGUGCGCUUUAGUUUAGAGCAAUUAACAGAAAUAAGAAAGAUUCAAUUUGGCAGUAUUUUUUGCCAGAAUGUUCCUUUGUUAAAAAGAAUUCAACCAGAUGUUUUUUCUCUACCAGAUCAACUUUCAAAUACACAAAUUCCUUGUAGAGAUUUUCCAAAAAUGGACUUAACUAAAUGGACGGAAAGAUCUGUUUGUAAUAUUGGAAAUUCUCAGGUUGUUAGAGGUUCAACAAAACUAAAAAGUCCUUGUGUUAAAUGUACUUGUACAAUUGAAGGACCAAAAUGCAGAUUGUGCAAAUCUUUUGGAUAAUUUUUUAAUUAGUGAAAUACGUGAAGAUGGGGCAUGUAUGGUUAGUUUU